AUGGAUUUGAAGGAGGAAGUUCUGCUGCAAGUUAAUUCGACGAUCAUUGAAAGUAAAGGAGGUCCGUUACUAUUUAUCCUUGUAUUGGAAAAUGAAAUAGCAUCACAGUGUUUUCUGUGUGAUGGAGUUGGAAACGUUGAUACGAAGCUCAGCCUUUUCAGCUGGAAAUCCUCUGAUCCAAUUGGAAUCCUAAUGGUUGACCCGGACAUUUACGAUUACGAUGACAUGUUACAGUCGUUGAAUUCGAAACAAUACAUUAUUAAAUCCAAGUUCCAUUACUUCCCUGAAACUAGCAAUUUGAUACAAUGGCAUGAGAGUGUACGAUAUCCUUAUAAGCUAAUCAACUGUGGAGUAGAAAUUCAGGAUGAUCAUUCCGAUUUAAAACUAUUAAAACGUGAUUUAAAAGAUCAUUUGGAUAGGAUGAUUCAAUAUCUUGAAGAUAAUGAUAGACCAAGCGAUGAAAUCUUGAAAGAAAUUUGGUUAUUAAAGCUAAGAUACAGUAGAACAUCGGCUCCAGACUUAGAUUCAGAAAUCUCUAGGCUGGAAUCUGAUAUAAUGAUGAUGCAAACGAUGUUCAAUCAAAUGGAAACCAAUGCAGAAUUAUUCUAA
Messenger RNA from Kluyveromyces lactis, 609 nucleotides. RefSeq lists its product as uncharacterized. NCBI's taxonomy places the organism in Eukaryota, Fungi, Ascomycota, Saccharomycetes, Saccharomycetales, Saccharomycetaceae. The record is from RefSeq and is a predicted model, not a curated record. Bases 1 to 609 code for a protein of 202 amino acids. The transcript has a single exon.